AAUUUCGACCUGUAAGGACUAUUGUAGAUAGAUACGCAGUAAUAUCCGGGAUGCCGGUGCAUCACUCUUUAGAUAUGGCAACUACGGUUUCUACCGUUUCUUGCUCCCGUUUCAUCGACCCCCAACAUCCCCACCAAUCCCGUCGCCACCAUCUCGCUGACUUCACCUCCCAUAAAGAUUCAAUUUUCACCCCCAAACACUCACACCAUUUCCCCAUCUCCUCGAAUCUCAACUCUUCCAAUCCAAUCCUUCCUCUGCUCUCAGCCACUGACUCUCCUCCUCCCUCCUCAUUAUCUUCUCCAACUACCCCGCGGCCAACAGGCCAGUUUCUCAGUAAUGAAGAGCUCGAGAAGCUCCAUCUUCUCCAAAACUAUAAUUAUAUUCAAGAAUUGAAGUCUGGGUCGCUCUGGGUAAGGGUCAUGAAGCCAGAAGAGCUGGAUAUGACAGUGAGUUUGUUGGCAGAGUCAUUUGCAGAGUCGAUGCUGAUAUCCAUGAGGUAUUUGAAGGUGUUGCAGUUUUUUGUGAAGCAAUACUUGAUUGAUAGGAGAAGGUUGAUGCCUCACGCUGCCACACUUGUGGGGUUUUACAGAGAAGAAGAUGGAGAUGGAGAUGGAGAUGGAGAUGGAGAGAUGAGGCUGGCUGGGACUGUGGAAGUGUCUUUUGAUAGAAGGGGUGCUAAUACUAACCCCCCCACCCCUACUGCUCCCAAGAAUUCACCUUAUAUAUGCAAUAUGGCUGUCAUGAAGUCAUUAAGGAGGAGGAGCAUAGGGUGGCAUAUGUUGAAAGCAAGUGAGGAACUGAUUUGUAAAAUGAGUGACACGGUAAAGGUCUACUUGCACUGUAGAAUGAUUGAUGUGGGGCCGUACAAUAUGUAUAGCAAGGCAGGUUAUGGCAUUGUGAAGACCGAUAGCAUGUUUGUCCUUCUGAUGUUGCAGAGACGUAAGCACUUGCUGUGUAAAUAUCUACAAGAAGACUUAAAAUGCCCCCCCUCAGAAGACGUACGCACCUUAGACCAACUCUCACUAUGAAAGGAUGAAAGUUUGUGUGGAAGGAGAAAUAAGUAAAUGGAGGUAUGAGUAGUUGAUUAAAUUCAUUCCUACCUUACUCUGUUGUGAAUGUGCAGUCUUUUUCCUGGAGCCCUGGACAUGUAAGCUCUUACUUCUCUCAAAGUAUCAUCCUUUCUUCCAUGACCUACGAGGUCCUCCAAAAAAAAUGUGCCGAGUUCAUGUACCUGCUUAGUGUGACAUGUUUGUGUAUAUGUUUAUUUUAUGUCAUAUGUAGUUAAGAAAAUAAGAACUCAAUUGCCAGGUUACUUUGUUGAGAAGUUAGAAAUAGAAUGGGUGAACCUGGAACAAUUUCUUUUGACUAUUAAUGAAUUGUUUUAAUUGUUUGUGUUUGGUUACAUUAGCCUCUUUUCUUACUGUGAGCAAAUGUGGCCUUCAACUAGUCUAUCUAUACAUCAUGUUAACCCUCGCAAACGUUCCACUCCAACCCACAUCAUCCAAACAAGACCCUAAAAAGUUCCCAACUUGGCUUAGCAUUCAUUGCACACUUGGUUGGUGGUCUGAGGAACCGGAGUGGAAAGGGCUGAUUUUUUUUGUUUGGCAUAGUUGAUAUUUGGUCCUCAAUCUGCUGAUAUUUCUUCUCAGGGUUUAAUACAUAUCCCUGAAAGGAAGCAAUAAUGUGUUUUAUUGGUUUUUUGAAAAAAAGAAAAGAAAAAAGAGGAACUCGCGGAGGCUGUAUGGAAUUCUUAAAAAAUGCAAAGAUCUGAAGUAUUACCUAGAAAUGAUGGCAUUGCAAACAAUGAGUCGAUGAAGUUCCACUAUGUGACUACUGGCUUCUAAGACUCAAUCUGAAUCACAGCUUUUCUAGAAAUGCUGCUGCUACUUUUGAACUAGACUAACUUGUAAUGAGAAUAGAUGCUGCCGUCUCUCUUUUGAUUAUUCUUUUUGUGUAGUACAACAGGAUGUGUUUUUUAUAUUGUUCAGGCUUGUUUGGUGUGUCCAAGUUGACCUAUAAUUUCCAUUGCACAAUACUAGUUCAAUGAAGUUUUUAUUUUUUGUUCUGUU
Molecule: messenger RNA, 2069 nt
Organism: Cuscuta europaea
Lineage: Eukaryota; Viridiplantae; Streptophyta; Magnoliopsida; Solanales; Convolvulaceae
Source: the annotation of a GenBank genome assembly